AUGGGGGACAAUAUUUGGGUCACAAAUAUUAACGAUGACAUGAACAGGUUUGAUAAACAAGCUGAAGCACAAGUUUGGAAAAACCUCUCUAUUUAUAAAGUACCACAAUAUAUGAAGACAGGUGACCCUCAUGGUGCGGCUUACAAGCCCCAAAUCGUCUCCAUUGGGCCUUACCAUUUUGGCGAAGAGCAUUUGAAGCCAAUGGAGGAACAUAAGCGUAGAGCUCUCCUUCACCUCCUUAAAGAGACAGAAAAAACAGUAUCAGAUUUCUUGAACUCAUUGAGAGACAUAUUACUAGAACUGAAGAACUCUUAUGAACAGCUCGACAGCAAUUGGACAGAUGAUAAAUUUCUGCAGCUGAUGGUUCUUGAUGGGUGUUUUGUUAUAGAGAUACUUCGUAAGAACUUUUCCAAUUAUGAUCUCAGCGACCCGAUUUUCAGCGAACAACGGCAACCAACUACUAUUGAAUAUAUUAAGAGAGACAUGUUGUUGAUGGAAAAUCAAUUACCUCUACUUGUUCUUGAGAAGUUUGUGGCCAUCAUCGCAAAGGCUACCGUGGGAGUCCAGAGUGACAUAAACAGUGACAUAAAGAGUCUUAUGUUGAAGUUUUACUUCCCAGCUGAUGAAACAAUGACAUAUACGGGUGAAGGUAAGCACAUGCUGGACGUAGUUCGGAAAAGUAUGGUACAAAGCCCAACCGUGAACAUAGUCACACAAGAAUUCAUAGGCACUAGCCAAUUCGGCUAUUGCUUAAUGAACAUAUGCCCGGUUGUAUACAAGUCAAAGAAAAUUGCGAACAGCAGUUACCAUGGAACCAACUCUAAGAAGACCAUAAGCAACAAUCGAUCCGCGAUGGUGCUAUCCCAGGCUGGAAUUAAUUUUGAAAGGGAGUCGACCUACAACCUCAAGGAUAUUACAUUCAAGAAUGUCAGUGGCAGCCUACAUCUCCCUACCAUCACCAUCGAACAUAAUUCUGAAUCUAUGUUUCUUAACUUUAUCGCAUUCGAGCAACUUCAUUUAGAGAAAAGCCGUUUCAUUAGUUCUUACUUUAUAUUUAUGUAUGGUCUCAUAACUUCAGCCAACGACGUUGGAUUACUUCGAGAUAAAGAAAUCAUCAAGAGCUCAAUCUCAUGCGACGACACCAUUCGGGAUAUCAUCACAAGGCUAGCUAAGGGCUUAUCAUUUGGCAAAGAUGAUAAUCUUUGUGAAAUACAACAAGAAUUGAAUGAUUACUAUAUGGGAUGA
Magnolia sinica is the source of this 1245-nucleotide messenger RNA. RefSeq names its product UPF0481 protein At3g47200-like. The coding region runs from base 1 to 1245 and encodes 414 amino acids. Lineage: Eukaryota; Viridiplantae; Streptophyta; Magnoliopsida; Magnoliales; Magnoliaceae. The record is from RefSeq and is a predicted model, not a curated record. The transcript is spliced from 3 exons.